Messenger RNA from Phytophthora sojae, 183 nucleotides. RefSeq lists its product as hypothetical. The annotation marks the transcript as partial. Lineage: Eukaryota; Oomycota; Peronosporomycetes; Peronosporales; Peronosporaceae. The record is from RefSeq and is a predicted model, not a curated record. The transcript has a single exon.
UUCAGCACGCUGGCUGAUUUGCGUACUGUCAAUGAAGCUGCGUGGGAGUCCAUCGAGCCCAAGAUAAUCUGCUCGUUGAUCGACUCAAUGAUGUGUCGCUACCAGAAGAUGAAUGAGAAGAGCGAAAAGAAGACACACCACGGAGAAGUAAUCAAGAAAGGCAACAAUAACACGUACUUCUAA